AUGAAAAUUUGUCAGAUGAUGAUUUUUACCGAAAAACAUUUUCUCAAGAGAGAGACGGUCGAAGAUAUUGUGAUUAAAGAAAGUGAUUUUUCCGAUAGUGAAGACGAUGUUCCCCUUUCAACUCUCAUUGCAGCAAACAAGGCAAAGGAAAAAAACAAGGUUUGUUUUGAUUGGGAAGAUAAACAGUUGAGGGUAUCUGAUGAAGACAUAUUAUUCAAAGGAUCUCACUCCUUAGGAAAAGAUAUUUUGAAAAAUCGUGUGCCAGAUUGCGAAUUUCCUAAGGAAUCUAUGAUGAAGAAAAAAGGUAGAGGUACAAUUAUGGAGAGAGUUGCUCAAGUCGAUGGCGUAGAUGUUUCAGUAGUUUCCUGGUAUGAUAACAAAAUAAUUACCACGGUAUGA
This is a messenger RNA of Acanthoscelides obtectus, 399 nucleotides long. The record is from the annotation of a GenBank genome assembly. Lineage: Eukaryota; Metazoa; Arthropoda; Insecta; Coleoptera; Chrysomelidae.